Messenger RNA from Syngnathus acus (greater pipefish), 1315 nucleotides. RefSeq names its product ALX homeobox 3 (gene alx3). Gene Ontology annotation, molecular function: DNA-binding transcription factor activity, RNA polymerase II-specific; RNA polymerase II transcription regulatory region sequence-specific DNA binding. The transcript is spliced from 4 exons. The coding region runs from base 23 to 1078 and encodes 351 amino acids. NCBI's taxonomy places the organism in Eukaryota, Metazoa, Chordata, Actinopteri, Syngnathiformes, Syngnathidae. Gene Ontology annotation, biological process: regulation of transcription by RNA polymerase II. The record is from RefSeq and is a predicted model, not a curated record.
GCGAGCAGUUGUUGGAUGCAAGAUGGAGACAGAGCCUUGUUUGUCUUUCAGGCGCACACCGCCAACUUCGACGGCGCCGAGCGCGAGCAGCUCCCCGCCGCCAGGCUCCUUCCUGGCGUGCGACGAGCUGCGCCAAAUCGGAGCUGCGCACAGCCUCGGUUCUGCGAUGCGCAGCGUCGGGGACGCGUACGCCGCAACCGCCGCUCUGCACCGCAACUUCGGGAACUUCUCGUCGAAUCCCCCCGCCUCGCCGCCGGAGAAACGUAACAAGUUCUUGGAGGGUUCGAACCAGGAGCACAAGCCCGGCCUUAUAAGCGGCAAGGCCCCUUUCUACGACCAAAACCACGAGAAAGGCGCUCUCAAAUGCCUGGGAUACUCCGGCAUGGGCGUCGACUGCUUCGGCAAACUGAAGGAGGCGGAUGGCGGCUCGCUCUGCGGCAACUCCAUUGCCGACUCCAUCGACCUGUCGGGCAAGAACAAGAAGCGACGCAAUCGCACCACAUUCAGCACAUUCCAGUUGGAGGAACUAGAGAAGGUCUUCCAAAAGACACACUACCCAGACGUCUACGCUCGCGAACAGCUGGCUCUGAGGACUGAGCUCACAGAGGCCCGAGUACAGGUUUGGUUUCAAAACCGUAGAGCCAAGUGGAGGAAGCGGGAACGCUACGGGAAAAUCCAGGAGGUCCGCAACCACUUUACCACUAGCUACGAUAUUUCCCUCCUCCCCCGCCAUGACACCUACCAGAUGCAGGGCAAUCUAUGGCCAGGUGCUUCAGGAGUUGUCGGUGGCGCAUCGGCGAGCAGCUGUGUCCUCGGACCCGAAUCCUUACCCUCCUCCUGCAUGAGUGCUUACACUCACCCUCACAGCAACCUGCAGGGCUUAAUGGGUAUCCCCUCGUCCCCCAGCCACACCCACCACCAUCACCACCCGUCGCACCAUCCGGCCAUCAACGGACUGUACUCCCUCCACAGCUUCCCCGGCGUGGAGGCUCCGGAGAGCGACUACAAACCGACGAGCCUGAUGGCGUUGAGAAUGAAAACCAAAGAGCCCGGCAGCAUUCUCUCAUGGCCGACAUGACAACCAUACUGCCUGACAACUUGCCCCCCACCCACGUGUGUCAGAAAAAAAAUCAUCAGAAGUCCUGGCUACUCUCCGAUUAGCUUUUGAAUUACAUUCUGUGAGACAGAGUGAUUUUUUGUGUACCGCCACAGAGAGCUUGCAUACCAUGCACAAGUGGCACCGCAUGUUUUACACAAAGACACGCUAAUGGACGUUUUCAGCGAAUCAAUGUCAGUCACGUUCCAAGGGAAAAAA